AUGACGUUUCCCGUCCACACGUGGCCGUCUAUCGCCAGCAUACUGGCCAUAUUGCCAGCAACCCUCGCUGGUUUCAACUCUGGAUCGGGCAAGAAUGUGGCCGUUUACUGGGGCAAGUGUUUCGACGUCAUCCCCGUCGCCUUUAUGAACGGCAUCAGUCCCCCCAUCACCAAUUUUGCCAACGCUGGUGAUAAUUGCACCGCCUUCCCCAGCAAUUCCAACCUCCUCAGCUGUCCCCAGAUUGAAGCGGAUAUCAAGUCUUGCCAGGCGACCAAUGGCAAAACAAUCAUUCUCUCUCUUGGCGGCGCGACCUAUGGCCAAGGGGGAUGGAGCAGUGUAAGCGCUGCCCAAGCAGCCGCUCAGAAUGUUUGGGACAUGUUUGGCCCCGUACCCUCGGGCAAAGCGAUUGACAGGCCGUUUGGAUCCGCCGUUGUCGAUGGCUUCGACUUUGACUUUGAAGCCAGCACGAAUAAUUUGCCCGCCUUUGGUCAGAAGCUUCGCAGUCUCAUGGAUGCAGCAGGCGGUAAAAAGUUCUACCUCACCGCCGCUCCCCAAUGUGUCUUCCCGGAUGCCGCUGUUGGUGCGGCCCUUAAUGCCGUGUCGUUUGAUUUUAUCAUGAUUCAGUUUUAUAACAACUGGUGCGGCGUGUCCAACUUCCAGGAGGGCUCAACCACUCAAAAUGCAUUCAAUUUUGAUGUUUGGGAUAACUGGGCCAAGACGACGAGCCCCAACAAGAAUAUCAAGCUUCUCAUUGGCGUCCCAGCUGCUCCUGGCGCAGGCGGCGGUUACACGAGCGGCUCUAAACUCAAGGCUGCUAUCAACUGGUCUCAAAAGUAUAGCAAUUUUGGUGGUGCCAUGAUGUGGGAUAUGUCUCAACUAUACUCUAAUAGCGCGUUCCUUGGCGAAAUCGUCUCCGACAUAUCCAACGGGCCUACUACCACUCUCCCUCCCGGGGCCACCACCACCACUACCACCACCACCACAACAGCAACAACAACAACAACGACAACGUCAUCUACUACCAGUCCUGCUCCCACAGGAACUCUCGUACCUCAGUGGGGUCAGUGCGGUGGCGAAGGCUACACUGGACCUACGCAAUGCCAGCCCCCUUAUAAGUGCGUCUACGGCGGACAGUGGUGGUCUUCUUGCCAAUAG
Messenger RNA from Metarhizium robertsii ARSEF 23, 1155 nucleotides. RefSeq names its product Glycoside hydrolase, chitinase active site protein. Gene Ontology annotation, biological process: carbohydrate metabolic process. The transcript has 3 exons. Lineage: Eukaryota; Fungi; Ascomycota; Sordariomycetes; Hypocreales; Clavicipitaceae. Gene Ontology annotation, cellular component: extracellular region. The record is from RefSeq and is a predicted model, not a curated record. Gene Ontology annotation, molecular function: cellulose binding; chitinase activity. The coding region runs from base 1 to 1155 and encodes 384 amino acids.